AUGACUUCUCAAGCUUUUGAAGAAGGCAGCAAAAAGAGUGGUGAUGUGAUAAGCAAGACAAGUGCCACACAGGGCCCUAAGCUGAGAAUGUGGCUUGCAAUUGCAGUUCUCAUUUCGCUGGUUUUAUGUUCGGCUGUGGAGGAAGCAACGGUUGAUGAAGGAAUACCUUGCUCAAAGUACCAGCUAGCUUUCAACCAUUCGUGCUAUGAGUUUGUUAGACUCCAGCGUACCUUCACAAGUGCGCAGAGCUGGUGUGAGAGAGGAGGAGGGCACCUUGUCUUUAUUGAAAAUGAGGAAACUCAAGAGUUCUUGCAAAAACAUAUUGCUGAGGAUCAGGAAUGGUGGAUAGGACUGAUCUCACUGAAUGAAACUACUGACGGGUCAAUGAUUUGGCUGGAUACUUCAAAUAUAAGCUACAGUAACUGGUACAAGGAUCAGCCAUCUCCCUUCUCAUCCACAUGUGGGUACAUCCUGAAGAAUGCCAAGUAUCAGUGGGGUGUGACUGAAAAUUGCAGCCAGGAAUUUGACUUCAUUUGCGAGUUUGAAUCUGGCCGAAGCAUUGCUUGUGAUAAUUACAAUGCCACUGUACAGUGUGGAUCAGGAGAAGUCAUUCAAAUUGGAGAGAGUUUCUAUGGACGGAAGACCCCUCACUACUGUGUAUUAGAGACUCCUCUCCAGUAUGAUACAGAUGAAGACUGUAGCUGGAUCAGUGUCCAGGAUGAAGUAGCAGGCCAGUGUCAUGGUCUUCAGGCCUGCCAGGUGGCAGCGGACGGCACUUUCUUUGGAGAGCCUUGUCCAGCUUCGGGAAGCUAUUUGUCUAUUCAAUACCACUGCAAGGAAGGUCUGCAGCUGGUUGUAACAGAUGCGUGCUUUGUCUUUGAAAAUAUCACGGUCACUUUGAACUGGCUGCUCUUUCCAUACUCUGGCAACCUUUCCUGUAUCAUUAGCACUGGAGAUGGCCACACUAUUGAUCCUUACUACCCUCUAACGCUGGUCAGCAGCAUCACAUACAGAUAUUCAUCUCCUGGAGAGUUUACCAUUUUUGUGGAAUGCACCACCAGCGAAUGGCAUGUGACGGCACAGAAGCGGGUGACUGUUCAAGAUAGGAUGGAUCAACUAAGCAUUACUGGGUGCUCUAGCCAGUAUGAAUCUGGGAAUAGCUCUCACUGCCGUACACUGUAUGGGGAGUUGCUGUGGAUUCAAGUUGAACUCAAUGGAGGCAAUGGAGUGACCUACAUUAUAUUAGCAGAUAACAAGACACUCACUGAAUCCAGAGCAAAGGAAGGAAUUGUCCCUCACAAUCUGACGCUCAACAGUGCCUCUCAAGAGCUGCUAGGCCCAGGGAUACAUCAGCUGGAAAUCCGAGCAUCCAGCAACACAACUGCAUUGGAGGUCUCUGAGAGUGUUGCUGUUCACUUAAUUGAGCCAGUAUCUGGUCUUCAGGCUGCAUUAGCUUCUCACACCCUGCAGCUGGGGGAGAAUUUGGAGAUUAAUGUCUCUGUGUCUCAUGGUGCCCCAGAUAAGCUGAAGUUUGUGGUGAUUGGAUCUAAUGAAACUCAAUGUCACAAAGAAGAUGGCCCUCAUGGGGAACGUCGAACAUACAUCAUUCCCGUGCACUCUGAAGGUACUUUCCUAGUGAAAGUGGUGGCCAUGAAUGCCUUCUCAAACAUGAGUCUGGAUCUUGGGUUCAUCACUGUGUUGGCAAACAGUUCUCAUAAAAAAGAUUCUGCUAAGGAAGAAGGCAGCUCCAAAACAAAUACCCAAAAGACAAACGAUCACAAAAGAAAAAACAAAAUAUAUAUUAGACCGAGUCGCCAUGUGGAUCCUUUCACAACUGUUACACUUGGCUGGCCAGUCAACAACAAUAAUUCCAGUUUUCUCUGGUCCUGUGGAGCUUGCUGGCCUGCGUGGAACGAAUGUGUGCAGCAACAGAUAAUCCUAACCAACCAACCAGAGGUGCAAAUCCCACCUUCCUGCCUUCCUCCUCCAAAGUCAGCAGUGACUGUCAGGGUUACAGUCCAAAACCACGGCAAUGAAGAGAGGCAGGAUGAACAAUGUCUCUAUGUGACGGCAAAACAAGAACUGCAACUGGAAAUCAGAUGUGAGGCAAACUGCAAGCCAGUGAAUGCUAGUGAUGAAGUUGUUUUGAGUGUCUCUGAACAGAAGGACUCCCAGGCCAUAUAUUAUAAAUGGUAUUUAGAUAACACGUUCCAAACCAAGUAUACAACCCUCCCUCUAGCCUGUGGCCUGACUGGUUUCCAGCAGAACUCUUUGAAUUUGCUUCAAAGCAACACAUCCAUGUUGAAAAUGAACAGCUCCUUCUUGCAGACACAGGGAGAAGCCUUUCAGAUUAAAGUAACAGCAAUGACUCAGCGUGGCUACGGGGAGGAAACGUACCUUGUCAGCACCGUGCCUCCGCCUGAGAUCCCCAGUUGUGCCGUGUCUCCCAAGCAGGGAUCAGUGCUCACCGCGUUCACAGUCUCCUGCAGCGCUCCUUGCUUGGCGGGCUCAUGCCAAUCCAGCCAUAACAGGCAGCUCACAUACUGCUUCUAUCUGAAAUCAAAUUCUCUCCUGCACUGUGGCCCGGAUCCUGAACUCUUCCCAGUUUAUCUUCCACUUGGAGAAAAGGAAAAUAAUUUCAUUUUACAUAUGACAAUUACUGUUAGCAACAGCUAUGGUGAUACAGUUCACACUAAUGCUUCAGUGAAGGUUGGACAUGCAGGCAUCAUUGAUGGGAACCUGACCUUGCAGGCUGUUGUAUCUGAGAAGACAAACACCAUCCUAAAAGAUGGGAACAACAGCAUGAGUCUUUUCCAGCUGUAUAAGUCAGUGACAUCAGUCCUUAAUCAGGAGACCCAAGAGGAAAAGUUUAACAUAUCUUUACAGACAGACACACGAAAAGAGCUCCGAGGGCUGAUGCUGACAACUCUCUCUGCUGUUAACGUAACAUCAGUGCAGACUGCUCUUAAGAUGUCAGAAGUAUUGAAGGAAAUCACUUACAGGAGUGAAGAGCUGUCUGUCUCAGCACAGGUGGAAGCCAGCAACACUCUAAAAGAUGUCAGUGCUUCCUUGCUCACUGUAAACACAGAGGAUGGCAGAGAUGAUCAGAAGCUAAAGGAUGCAGCCAGCUAUCUAUUUAAUGCAGUAAGCAAUGUUCUGAAAGCUUCUGUAGAAAUCAGAGCUGUGAACACUUCAGUGCCAGAGGCAGAACAGAGUUCAGUGUCACACCAGCUCCUGAAUGCUGUUGAAAAUCUACAGAGUGCCCUUCUGUUUGGGAAAGAACCAGAUGAUGAACCAACAGUCCUUACCACUCCUUCUGCCACAAUGUAUAUACACAGAUUACAAACAGAAAACAUGGACAGCACAUCCAUUAACAUCUCCAAUUCCAGCUCUGCCAGCUUUACUCUCCCACCUGCUUCCGCUCUCAGUGUUUCAGGAGCUGAUGACGAAACAGUGGAUAUAAGGAUGGUGAGCUUUGCCGUGAAUCCCUUUUUCUCCAGUGACACCAAUUUUGACAUCAGUGGAACAGUGGGAGGUCUAAGUCUUACUGGUCUGGAUGGCUUGAUCAUUCCAGUCAGCGAUCUCAAAGAGAACAUUGAGAUAAUGUUACCAAGGCUUUCAGCAACUGAGGAAGAUAAGAUUCUAUUGAAUCUGGCCAAUUUUAGCACUUUCCAAGUCAACGUUACCUCCAAAAACACAUCUAUAGUGAUCCACCUGGAAUCUGAACAUGACGUUCCGCUAAUACUCUAUGUAGGGUAUGGUUAUCGCCCAAAUGAAACUAACUACGAUAUGAAAAAUCAUCUGUUCUAUAAGAAAACUACUGGAGGUGAGACAAACACCUGGGUUCUUAGCCCAGAAGAACUCAUUUUUGGAGAGGGAACCUACUAUUUCGUGGUUUUACAAGAUAUGGGAACGGAUUCCACAGUCUAUGACAGGCUAACUAUAGCUGUUACUUGCUUUGCAUCCCGCUGCGUAUUUUGGGAUGAGCACCAGGGGAACUGGAACAGCUAUGGAUGUCAUGUAGGACCAAAAACAAAUCCUCAAAGCACACAGUGCCUCUGCAACCAUCUGACCUUCUUCGGGAGCUCCUUCUUCAUCAUACCCAAUGCCAUAGAUGUUAGCAAAACCACACAGCUAUUUGGUACAUUUGUGGACAACCCCGUGGUGGUGACAACUGUAGGAUGCAUCUUUCUGAUAUAUGUGCUUGUAGUUAUUUGGGCUCGAAGGAAAGACAUCCAGGAUGAUGCCAAAGUGAAAAUCACAGUGCUGGAAGACAAUGACCCCUUUGCUCAGUAUCGUUAUCUUGUGACGGUUUUUACGGGACACCGCCGUGGGGCAGCCACAACCUCCAAGGUGACUCUCACCCUCUAUGGACUGGAAGGAGAGAGUGAGCCACACCACCUGAGCGAUCCUGAUACACCAGUCUUUGAACGUGGAGGAGUGGAUGUUUUCCUACUCUGCACCUUCUUCCCUCUUGGGGAACUGCAGAGUAUCAGAUUGUGGCAUGAUAAUUCAGGUGACAGUCCAUCCUGGUAUGUGAAUCGAGUAUUGGUCCACGAUCUGGCAUGGGAUCAGAAAUGGUACUUCCUCUGUAACUCUUGGCUAGCCAUUGACAUUGGAGAAUGUGUCCUAGAUAAAGUGUUCCCAGUAGCUACAGAACAGGACAUGAAGCAGUUCAGCAAUCUGUUUUUCAUGAAGACCUCCAAGGGUUUCCAGGACGGGCACAUCUGGUACUCAGUUUUCAGCCGCUCCCCACGAAGCUCCUUCACACGAGCCCAGCGCGUGUCAUGUUGCUUCUCACUGCUUCUCUGCACCAUGCUGACCAGCAUCAUGUUCUGGGGAGUGCCAAAGGAUCCAGCUGAGCAGAAAAUGGACUUGGGUAAGAUCGAGUUCACAUGGCAGGAAGUGAUGAUUGGCUUUGAGAGCUCGCUCCUCAUGUUCCCCAUCAACCUGCUCAUUGUGCAGAUCUUCAGGAACAUACGAUCCCGGCCAGCCACGCAGGGGAGAGAGAAGAAGCCAGGAAAGAAUGGUCGAGUGUCUCCAAGCCUACCUCCCACCCCCCCGGUCACCCAGGCUGUCUCACUCACUCCAGAGGCUGUGACAAAGGACAUAAGAAGAAUUGCCAACUCACUCUUUAGAGCCCUGAAGACUCCAUCUCCCACUUCAGCAGCAGAUCUUGGAAAAUCAACUAACAUCAACACACUUUUGGCAUUGGUUGAGGACAUCAUCUGCCAGCAGAACAGAGCUGGGCAAGAGUUUUAUGAUGAGAGCAAAAAGGAUGACCCUGUAAUUGUCACAUUAGGUGCUGUGGAUAUACAAGAAAAAACAAGAAGCCCAACUCCAGAGAAGGGAAUGUGUGAGCGACCAAAAUACAGUGAUUACAAUCGCUGCUUGUACAUGCAACUCCACCAUGUAGGAAUGGAGCUGGAAUUACUGGGGCCCCAUAAAUUUCAGAUGCCUCAGAGUUACACACAAGCUGUUCGUCAGGUUCAUCACAUGAAGAACCUUCUGGAGAAGCAGAUCUGCUCAUCAGCGUCCACCAGUGAGAGGUGGUCCCUUACUCCAAGCUUCUCCAGCGAUGGCAAGAAAAGUUCUUCCAAAGGGCUGCCCUGGUGGUUUGUCUUCAUUGCUUGGUUCCUUGUUGCAGCCACCAGUGGUGUAUCUGGGUUCUUCACCAUGCUCUACGGGCUGCAUUAUGGCAAGGAGAACUCCAUCAAGUGGCUGAUCUCCAUGGCCAUCUCCUUCUUGGAAAGUCUUUUCAUCACACAGCCCUUAAAGGUGCUGGGAUUUGCUGCUUUUUUUGCUCUGGUUCUGAAGAAGGUGGAACAUGAGGAUGAAGAAAACACAGCUAUUGAUGGGCCUUUAUCUGCACCAG
Molecule: messenger RNA, 5875 nt
Organism: Cariama cristata (Red-legged seriema)
Lineage: Eukaryota; Metazoa; Chordata; Aves; Cariamiformes; Cariamidae
Gene: PKD1L2
Product: polycystic kidney disease 1-like 2
Exons: 33
Biological process (GO): detection of mechanical stimulus; kidney development
Cellular component (GO): membrane
Molecular function (GO): protein binding; calcium channel activity; carbohydrate binding
Source: RefSeq, a predicted model, not a curated record